Molecule: messenger RNA, 1542 nt
Organism: Nematocida ausubeli
Lineage: Eukaryota; Fungi; Microsporidia
Exons: 1
Coding region: 1-1542 (513 amino acids)
Biological process (GO): DNA replication
Molecular function (GO): ATP hydrolysis activity; ATP binding; DNA binding
Source: RefSeq, a predicted model, not a curated record
AUGAAAAGAAAAGAGGAGGAUCUGCCGUACACUGGAAGGACAUUCGUGGUGACUGGAACCACAAAAAUGUCCAGAGAGGAUUUAGUAAAUAGAAUUAGGGAGCUAGGAGGGAAAGUCACACUAAGUGUAUCUGGGGCUACAACAUUUUUACUAGCAGGAUCUGAGCCAGGACCUGCGAAAUUAAAGAAGGCAGUGGCUCUGGGGACAAAGGUGCUUUCAGAAGAAGAUUUCAUGGAAAUGACCAGCCACUACAUCAUACAGCCUAUAGAAAUAAAAAAGACAAAAAGUGAAAAUACUUCUAAGGAAAGAUGGUGUGAUAAGUAUAAGCCAGCUACAACAUCAGAAAUUGUUGGGAAUAAAAUGGCAGUUACACAGCUUAAGACCCAUCUGCUGUCAAUGUCCCGGGUUCCCAUUGUGUUAGUAGGGUCCUCUGGCAUAGGAAAGACACUCUCAGUGUAUUUGGCAGCAAAGGAACUGGGGAUCUCAUUGAUUGAAUAUAACGGAUCUGACUACAGGAAUAAGCAAGAAGUAUCUAUAAUUAAAGGACUUUCCACACAGAAGUCUUUGACACGAGAUAUUCACCUCCAUAAAAACAAGGCACUCCUUAUGGAAGAGAUUGAAAAUAUGACAUCAAGUGACAGAGGAGGCCUACAGGAAGUACUUAAUCUCUUUAAAGAGACAAAAAUACCAAUAAUCCUGACAGCAAAUAAUAAAAACAGCCAGAACAUAAAGACAGUACUUACUAAGUGCAAAGUCAUCUCGUACAGUAAAGUAGAUAGUAGAAGUAUAGUUGCGCACCUGAAGAAUAUUGCAUCUAAGGAAGGAAUAUCUGUGCCUGAGAAUACGCUUAUGCAGAUAUCUGUGACUGCAAAUGGGGAUGUCAGGUAUGCUGUGAAUAUGCUGCAGUACCUGAGCAAAAAGAAUAAAAUAUCCACUGAAGAUAUCAGAAUAAUGGGGAAGCACAUGACAAGCAACAACCUAUUUGAUGUAACCAAGGAAAUAUUACAGCCCCAUGUGUCUCCUGCACAGAAAAUUGACUUGUUCUUUGAAGAGCCAAUGUUUGCACUUCUAAUGGUCUUUGAGAACUACCUAGGAGAAGGCACCAUAAAGAAUGCAGCUGAGAUAUCUGAUACUUUGAGUAUGGCUGAGAUAGCAAAUGCACGUAUGCUGAAUAGUGAUGAAAAAAGACUAUUCCCUGUGGCUGCAUAUUAUACGGCAGUCAAGCCAAAGAUACAUGCUACAAACAGACUUGCGUUCAGUAAGUACCUGGGGCAAAUGUCUUCACUCGCUGCCUCCAAGAAAAAACUCGUUAAAAUCAUGAAUGAAGCCCCAAAAAGAAGCCUGCAUGGGGGAUGGUCUACUUUGUACGAUAUUCUCUCAGUGAUGAGCCUGCUAGAGAGUAAAAAUACCCCAAAGAAGGAUGUUUUAGAAUACAUCCAGGGCCUGCACAUGGACAAAAAUGUUCUUCAGUUAUUCAGUGAGCUAACAGAGAUUAAAAUUAAGCCAGCCUCACUGCCUUUAAUUAAGCCCCAAAAGGAGUAG